Messenger RNA from Hydractinia symbiolongicarpus, 1824 nucleotides. RefSeq lists its product as uncharacterized. The record is from RefSeq and is a predicted model, not a curated record. The transcript is spliced from 2 exons. Bases 1 to 1824 code for a protein of 607 amino acids. Lineage: Eukaryota; Metazoa; Cnidaria; Hydrozoa; Anthoathecata; Hydractiniidae.
AUGGGGCACGAUGAUGGUGAUACGUACAAGACCAUAGAGAUCAGAUUCAUCGACAGCUGUCGCUUCAUGGCAUCCAGCCUGGAAAAAUUGGCAAGCAACCUCAUCGGUGCAAAACACGGCAGGUAUAAAAUGUCAGCAGUGCGCGGAUUUAUGUCUGAAAUUUCGGAGCAUCGACGCCAACUGAUAGACAAGGAGCAGGUAAAGGCAAACGUACCAUCCAUGACCAAAUUCAUCGACAAAGAUGAUGUCUUCAGGCUGAUGCUUCGAAAGGGUGUCUACCCCUAUGAGUACAUGGAUGGCUGGCGACGAUUCGAUGAGACGGAACUACCUCCAAAGGAGGCUUUCUAUAGCAAACUGAACGUGAAGGGAAUUAGCGACAAUGACUACAAGCAUGCUCAAAAAGUAUGGAAGUGCAUCACUCUACGGGGUGCCGGAGUCAACAUGGGUGACUAUCCCAAUAUGUACCUCGUCGCAGACGUCUUGCUACUAACCGACAUCUUCCAGGGCUUUCGAGGAGUGUGUCAGGAGAACUACAAGCUCGAUCUAGCCCCCUUCUACAGUGCGCCUGGUCUCGCUUGGAAAGCAGCAUUGAAGUACAUGGGGAUCAAGCUUACGGAUCCCGACAUUCUCCUGAUGUUCGAAAAAGGUGUCCGUGGAGGAAUAACCCAAGCUGUACACAGGUAUGCUAAAGCCAACAACAAGUACAUGGGAGACCAAUACGAUCCGGAGUUUGAGUUGUCAUACUUGCAGUAUCUCAAUGCCAACAACCUCUACGACUGGGCUAUGCGUCAAGACCUGCCCACGCAUGAAUUCAAAAGGUCAUUGAACGUUAAGACCUUUACACAGAAGCGCAUCGAGAAACUCGUCGCUGACAACAAGCACAUCUACAUCUUGGAGGUUGACAUCGAUUAUCCAAAGAGCCUGCAUGACAAGCACAACGAGCUGCCCUUCCUACCGGAGCGAAAGGUGGUUCACAGGGUCGAGAAACUGAUACCAAAUCUCGAGCACAAGCGGAAGUACGUGGUGCACAUCAGAGCCCUUUAUCAAGCUUUAAAGCAUGGGCUCGAGCUUAAGAAGGUGUAUAGAGUCAUCCAGUUUAACCAGAAUCCCUGGCUGAGGCGUUAUAUCGACCACAACACGGGGCUUAGAACGACCGUCAAAAACGAGUUCGAGAAGGACUUUUACAAGCUCGUGAAUCUCUCGGUGUUUGGCAAAACUAUGGAGAACUUGAGAAACCAUCAUAACAUCCAGUUGGUUACCAACGAAAAGAAGUACACGAAACUCGUCAUGAAACCGAGCUUCAAGGGCGGGAACUACUUCAGCAGCCACCUCAUGGGCAUGGAAAUGUGUAAAACAGAGGUAAAGAUGAACAAACCGGUGUAUAUUGGCCAAGCCAUUUUAGACAACUCGAAAAUCGUAAUGUACGACUUCCACUAUGACUACAUGCAGCCGAAGUACGGUAGCAAGCUGCGGAUCUGCUAUAUGGAUACCGACUCCUUCUUAUACCACAUCAAAACAGAGGACUUUUACCGCGAUAUUACUGAUGAUGUAGAGACACGUUUCCAUACGAGCGCCUAUAGCAAUGAUGACAACAAACCUGUCCCCAUCGGUAAGAACAAAAAGGUCGUAGGUCUAAUGAAGGAUGAGCUUAAUGGUAAAAUCAUGACAGAAUUCAUCACUCUGAGAGCAAAGCUGUAUGCUUACAAGAGUCUCACGAAGAAGGGCGGCGAUCGCAAAGCGAAAGGUGUGAAGAAGUGCGUCACGAAGAAAUCCAUCACCUUCUAUCAGACUAUCAGACUAUCAGCACUGAUUAGAGGAUGGUGA